This is a messenger RNA of Lepus europaeus (European hare), 623 nucleotides long. It is a transcript of the gene SMDT1, whose product is annotated as single-pass membrane protein with aspartate rich tail 1. Gene Ontology annotation, cellular component: uniplex complex; mitochondrial inner membrane. Gene Ontology annotation, biological process: mitochondrial calcium ion homeostasis; calcium import into the mitochondrion. Lineage: Eukaryota; Metazoa; Chordata; Mammalia; Lagomorpha; Leporidae. The record is from RefSeq and is a predicted model, not a curated record. The transcript has 3 exons. The coding region runs from base 82 to 405 and encodes 107 amino acids.
CCGUGCGGCGCCCAGGCUUCGCGAGGCCUGCGGCCGCGUCCUGCCUGAAGGCGGCUCCGCGCCGGGCGGCGGCUCUGGGGCAUGGCGUCUGCGGCGGCUCGCCGGCUGGCCUUGGCCCCGCUCGGGUCUGGGGCUCUCCGGAGCGUACUGAGUUUGAGGAAAGGCGCCGAUGCCUUUGCCAUGCAGGGCGGCCCUGGUCGGAGCCUGGUACCUUCGAGGUCAGUCAUCGUUACCCGCAGCGGCGCCAUUUUGCCUAAGCCGGUGAAAAUGUCCUUCGGCCUGCUCCGCGUGUUCUCCAUCGUGAUCCCCUUCCUCUACGUCGGGACGCUCAUCAGCAAGAACUUCGCGGCUCUGCUCGAGGAGCACGACAUUUUUGUCCCAGAGGAUGACGAUGAUGACGACUAAUAGGGCACGGGAGCAGACAGAAGGCAGAAAGCAGCAGCUGAAGAAAUGGUGACGCUGUCAGGGAAGCCCCGGCAUGGUCUGUGCCCACAGCCCACAGCCCAGACUCUGGGAGGUUCCCUGAGGUGCGCUGUUCACUGAGCCCCGGAGAAGCAAAUAUGAAUAAACAUUGUAAGCCACAGCUUAGGAUGACUGAGCGAUGGCUGAAGUUUCAACACGAA